AUGGCCACUGCUGCACCCUCUCAGGUGCGCCAGAACUACCACAGCACCUGUGAGGCCGCCGUCAACAGCCUGAUCAACCUGGAGCUCUACGCCUCCCACGUGUACUUCUCCAUGGCCUUCUACUUCGACCGCGACGACGUGGCCCUGGAGCACUUCUCCCGCUACUUCCUGCGCCUGUCACGCGAGGAGAGGGAGCGUGCCGAGAAGCUGAUGGGCCUGCAGAACCUGCGCGGUGGCCGCAUCUGCUUUGGCGAGGUCCAGAAGACCGACUGCGACGACUGGGAGGACGGGCUGCAGGCCAUGGAGUGCGCCUUCCACCUGGAGAAGAGCAUCAACCAGAACCUCCUGGAGCUGCACCAGCUGGCCAUCAAGAAGGGCGACGCCCAGCUCUGCGACUUCCUGGAGAGCCACUACCUGCACGAGCAAGUCAAGAUCAUCAAGGAGCUGGGUGGUUACCUCACCAACCUGCGCAAGAUGGGGGCCCCGGAGGCCGGCCUGGCGGAGUACCUCUUCGACAAGCUCACCCUGGGCGACCGGGACAAGGAGAACUGA
This is a messenger RNA of Propithecus coquereli (Coquerel's sifaka), 552 nucleotides long. It is a transcript of the gene FTHL18, whose product is annotated as ferritin, heavy polypeptide 1 pseudogene 18. Gene Ontology annotation, biological process: iron ion transport; intracellular iron ion homeostasis. Lineage: Eukaryota; Metazoa; Chordata; Mammalia; Primates; Indriidae. Gene Ontology annotation, cellular component: cytoplasm. Gene Ontology annotation, molecular function: ferric iron binding; ferrous iron binding. The record is from RefSeq and is a predicted model, not a curated record. The transcript has a single exon. The coding region runs from base 1 to 552 and encodes 183 amino acids.